CGGCCGCCGCCCAGCAGCCCGCCGCUCUCCAUCAUGGGCCUCAUGCCGCUCACCAAGGAGGUGGCCAAGGGCAGUAUCGGGCGCGGCGUGCUCCCCGCGGUGGAGCUGGCCAUCGAGCAGAUCCGCAACGAGUCGCUCCUGCGCCCCUACUUCCUCGACCUGCGACUCUACGACACCGAGUGUGAUAAUGCAAAAGGCCUGAAAGCCUUCUACGAUGCAAUAAAAUACGGGCCGAACCACUUGAUGGUGUUUGGAGGAGUCUGUCCGUCUGUUACGUCCAUCAUCGCAGAGUCCCUCCAAGGCUGGAAUCUGGUACAGCUCUCCUUUGCUGCCACCACGCCUGUCCUGGCAGAUAAGAAGAAAUACCCUUACUUCUUUCGGACGGUCCCAUCGGAUAACGCGGUGAACCCAGCCAUCCUGAAGCUGCUGAAGCACUACCAGUGGAGACGGGUGGGCACGCUGACCCAGGAUGUGCAGCGCUUCUCAGAGGUGAGAAACGACCUCACCGGGGUUCUGUACGGCGAGGACAUCGAGAUUUCGGACACCGAGAGCUUCUCCAAUGAUCCCUGCACCAGUGUCAAAAAGCUUAAGGGCAAUGAUGUGCGGAUCAUCCUCGGCCAGUUUGACCAGAAUAUGGCAGCAAAAGUGUUCUGUUGUGCAUAUGAGGAGAGUAUGUACGGUAGCAAAUACCAGUGGAUCAUCCCGGGCUGGUAUGAGCCCGCCUGGUGGGAGCAGGUGCACACAGAAGCCAACUCAUCGCGUUGUCUCCGGAAGCAUCUGCUCGCUGCCAUGGAGGGCUACAUCGGCGUGGACUUCGAGCCUCUGAGCUCCAAGCAGAUCAAGACCAUCUCUGGGAAGACGCCGCAGCAGUAUGAGAGAGAGUACAACAGCAAGCGGUCAGGAGUCGGGCCCAGCAAGUUCCACGGGUACGCCUACGACGGCAUCUGGGUCAUCGCCAAGACGCUCCAGAGGGCCAUGGAGACGCUGCACGCCAGCAGCCGGCACCAGCGGAUCCAGGACUUCAACUACACGGACCACACGCUGGGCAAGAUCAUCCUCAGUGCCAUGAACGAGACCAACUUCUUCGGGGUCACGGGUCAAGUUGUAUUCCGGAACGGGGAGAGAAUGGGGACCAUUAAAUUUACUCAAUUUCAAGACAGCCGGGAGGUGAAGGUGGGAGAAUAUAAUGCUGUGGCUGACACGCUGGAGAUCAUCAACGACACCAUCCGGUUCCAAGGGUCCGAACCGCCAAAAGACAAGACCAUCAUCCUGGAGCAGCUUCGUAAGAUCUCCCUGCCUCUCUAUAGCAUCCUCUCCGCCCUUACCAUCCUGGGAAUGAUCAUGGCCAGCGCUUUUCUCUUCUUCAACAUCAAGAAUCGGAAUCAGAAGCUGAUAAAGAUGUCGAGUCCAUAUAUGAACAACCUUAUCAUCCUGGGAGGAAUGCUGUCCUACGCAUCCAUCUUUCUCUUUGGCCUUGAUGGGUCCUUUGUCUCUGAAAAGACUUUCGAAACCCUUUGCACCGUCAGGACCUGGAUUCUCACCGUGGGCUACACCACCGCCUUCGGGGCAAUGUUUGCAAAGACAUGGAGAGUCCACGCCAUCUUCAAAAACGUGAAAAUGAAGAAGAAG
Odocoileus virginianus texanus is the source of this 1629-nucleotide messenger RNA. The record is from RefSeq and is a predicted model, not a curated record. NCBI's taxonomy places the organism in Eukaryota, Metazoa, Chordata, Mammalia, Artiodactyla, Cervidae.